AAGCAGAUUCCUGCAAAGUGUUUCAUAGGCUACAAAUACCCAGCUGACAGGCCACAAGCUGCAAGUUUUAAGAGGCAGAUAUAAAUAGCCAGGGCUCAGUGCUGCACAGAAGUUUACAGAACUUUCUCGGCUGAUGGCUCCAAUGUUUAUUAUAGCCAGUGCCCGGCAUUUGCAGCUUGAAGCCAGAGGAUCCACACGCUGCUUUUCUGCUGAAUGAGUUUGCUUCAUUUCCUGAAGAAUUUAGCUUGCUUUUAAUUAAUUUCUGGGCAAACCUUAAAUCACUGGAAAUACCUGUUCUCGGCUGUCGUUUCCCUGCGUGUCAGUCUUUUUCCUUGGGAAGAAUUAUCGAAUAAAAUCUUUCGGUUGGUAUUUUUCAGGCCAGAAUUGAAGAGCUAAAAAUGGCUGAUGGUCAGUUGCCCUUCACUUGUCAUUACCCUGCUAGCAGGCAAAGAGGAACUCGGGACCCCUUCAGAGAUCCCGGUUUAUCCUCUCGUUUUCUGGAUGAUGAUUUUGGUAUUUCUCCAUUUCAUGAUGAUUUAACCAUGGACUGGCCAGACUGGGCAAAGCGCAGACUUACUGAACCAUGGUCUGGUCCUCUGAGAUCAGGACCAGUUCGGACAGCGAACAUCUCUCCUCCAGGAUACAGUGCCAGAUACACAGGUUACCCCGAAGCUCGUAAUACCGUGGUUAACCCCUCGGAACCAUGGAAAGUCUGUGUGAAUGUUCAAACAUUCAAGCCAGAAGAGCUUACGGUCAAAACCAAGGAUGGAUUUGUAGAAGUUUCAGGUAACCAUGAAGAACAGCAGAAAGAAGGAGGAAUUGUCUCCAAAAACUUCACCAAAAAAAUCCAGUUACCCUCAGAAGUGGACCCCACAACAGUGUUUGCGUCUCUUUCUCCUGAAGGUCUCCUCAUUAUUGAAGCACCUCUGGUCCCACCUUAUAACCACUAUGGAGAUGACAGCUACACCUAUGAGCUUCCACUUGAUCCUCAGGAUGUUGUUUCCUAACUCUGCCUUAAUGUCCACCUCGAAUUCCACCCAACAUUGCAUUAAGAGUAGAUUGUACCUUGUAUAAUUAUUUCCAUAUGCUAGUAAUGUUUCAUUACUUAAUUGUAUUGAUCCACUAUAGAAAUUAGCUGAUUUGCUCACUAUAGACAAAACCAAUGUAUGAACCUUACUAAUAUGCACUCAAUAGGCCUUACAUGUGGUGACCGCAGGAUGGCACCAAGUAACUUUGGUACUGUAUUAAGUAUUGUCUUACAUAUUGAACAUGAGCUGACAUUAUUUAUAGACCUGUUAACACAAAAAAACCCAAAAUGGUAUUUUGUUUAAAGAACCAAAACUGUUUGCUUACUUUGCUUAUGUAAUAAACUUUAGGAAUAAAAUCA
Molecule: messenger RNA, 1387 nt
Organism: Spea bombifrons (plains spadefoot toad)
Lineage: Eukaryota; Metazoa; Chordata; Amphibia; Anura; Pelobatidae
Gene: HSPB8
Product: heat shock protein family B (small) member 8
Exons: 3
Coding region: 399-1007 (202 amino acids)
Biological process (GO): cellular response to unfolded protein
Cellular component (GO): cytoplasm; protein folding chaperone complex; nucleus
Molecular function (GO): protein homodimerization activity
Source: RefSeq, a predicted model, not a curated record